Danio rerio (zebrafish) is the source of this 1153-nucleotide messenger RNA. Lineage: Eukaryota; Metazoa; Chordata; Actinopteri; Cypriniformes; Danionidae. The record is from RefSeq and is a predicted model, not a curated record.
AUGGGAGACAAAAGUUACAAAGAAGCCUAUAAUGAAGACCACGAGCUAGCAGGAUUUCCUCCCUCUGACAAAAGACUUAAUGAUUAUUAUUAUUGUUUCUUGCAGGAAGAGGGCGAGCUGAUCGUGGAAGGUUUACUCAACAUCUCCUGGGGCCUGAGAAGGCCAAUCAGACUUCAGAUGCAUGAUGACAAUGAGCGCUUUCGCUAUGCCUGCAUGGGUGCGUGGAGGUCAGAGAGCCCAGAGUCCAGCAGGAAUGAAAACGCUAAACACCAGUUCUGUUCAGAGCCCAACAACAAUAAAAUAAGUGCCACAACUCUAUCCAAUGUGGAUGGAGUUGAGGAGGACAUUCCUCAAUUGCUGAGAACAAGAAGUGAUGCCAGCUUUGUGAACAUCCAAAGAAGAUCCAAACUCCACAGCAUUUCUGAUUCCCAGCGGAUAAAGAGACACCGGUUCUCCAUCAAUGGCCAUUUCUAUAAUCACAAAACAUCAGUUUUUACUCCAUCAUAUGGGUCGGUGACUAAUGUGCGAGUGAACAGUAAUUUGACCACACAGCAAGUUCUGAACCUGCUUCUUAAUAAGUUUCGGGUUGAGAAUAAAAUAGAUGAGUUUGGUCUCUACCUAGUGCAUGAAUCAGGAGAGAGAACAAAACUCAAGGAUACAGAAUAUCCUUUAGUAUCUCGCCUGCUGCAUGGUCCAUGUGAAAAAAUUGCCAGAAUAUUUAUAAUGGAAACAGACCUUGGGGAAGAGAUUACAUAUGAUGUUGCACAGUAUAUUAAGUUUGAAAUGCCUGUUUUGGACAGUUUUAUCAAGAAACUGAAAGAGGAGGAAGAAAGAGAGAUUUUAAAACUGACAAGAAAAUACCGCAUGCUGAAGUCAGUGAUAUUGCAGAAAUUGGAUGGCAUCUCUGAGAAUGCAAGUUAUGUGUGAGGAAAAUGUGCUGAGAUUAGAGGCUUUUUCUCUGUGUUUGAGCCACAGGCUGAUAGCUUUUAGGUUGGUUUUUGUAUUCUUAAUCAGUGCAAUAACUAGUGUAUGGGAAGUAUAAGGUACUAGUAACUAUGUUUUCUUGAGAAACUACUAUUAAAGCUUCUUCUGAGGCUAAAUUUCUAAAUACAAUAAACUGCUGGAAACAUGCUUACAAUGCAUGUUAAACCUG